UUGUUUUAUCGUCAUAGCUGCAAAGUAGAGUCGAGUCUCACUUAUUUGGAAUUUGAUUACUACUUAUGCAUAAGUACAUCUGAUUUUUCUUUGCUGAUUCAGAGAUACAGCUAUUUAAGUAUAAUGAGAGUCGCAUCGUUACUUUUUCGCGCUGCUCUCGAGUUGGUAUAAACGAGCCGAAUUCACCACAAAAACACAUAUAUAAGUAUAUUCGGUCCACUGAAAUUGAAUAACAGUUUGCCCAAGGGGGUGGUGUUUAUAUAGUACCGUUCGGAUAGCUUCCGUAUACCUUUGAAUUCUGGCUUCUAAAGAAUUGUUAAGUAAAGUGGGCGCGUUUAAAUAUGUCGCCUCAAGCCAAAGUUCAAUUAAAAAAAAAAAAACAUUUUUGAGUAAAAUCUUUACCCUACACAAUAUCGAUGUUUUCGGGUUUUAACACCACCGUUUUAGGGGACAAUGUACAAUUGUCACGUCAAAUGCUUCCACUUUGCCGGCUUUGAUCAUCAUAUUUUUCCUCCUCGAUAAAAAUAGAAUUUGGCCCGAAAUCUGGCGCAUUGAUCAACGACGCCCACGAACGGCACUAGCGGGCGGGGGAGAAAAAUGCCGUGGGCCAACGUGAAAUGCCGUCGGGAGUAGACGCCGCGGUGGACAUGGUGUCGAAGCAAGAUGACGGAACCACGAGCACCGGGGAAUCGGGGACCGGCGAGGGGACGACCAGCCCGAACAGCGCCUCCACGGACGACAACGUGUGCAGACAGGGGGAGAGCAACGACUCGAACGAAGACGCCGGCACGACGACCAGAAACGACAAUUAUGCGUACAACAACGUUGCCGAGGCAAUGAACUUGGACAACGCCCCGUUGGUGUUGUCCCUGAGCCAGCGGGGCUCGGCCGUCGUGGUGGAAAUCGACGAGCCGACGGGGAGCGAGGAGAACGACGCGGAGAACAACGUCACUGGGCCACCCGAGACGCUAAUCUACGGGGAUUCCACUUUGGCUGCCCGUAACUUCACCACGGACAACACGACGCAGACGUCGCUGCCGGACAUUGUGUCCCAGCUGCCCAAGAGCGAGCCCAACCGGAAACACGUGGCCAGAUGCAUCGCCGAGCCCAACAACUUGCACCACCAGAAUGACUUGGGUGGCAACUUGCAACAACCGGCAAGCAGCAGCGGAGCAAGUUCAACCACGGCAACAGACAGGUCGGGCGACAACAGGGAGCACCGACCGAGGCAGCAGCCAAGUGUGGAUGACAGAGCUGCCACCGGCGCAGCCUCUACAACCGUGCCAGCCCCGGUGUUGAGCGCUACGGAGGUGGGAGCAGCGACGGCUUUCGACAACGUCGAAGAUGACGAAGAUGACGACGACGACGACGACGACGACGACGAUGUCGUUCUCGUCAAUUGCGACAAGCCGUUCAAGCUGCCCAGUCUGGUGAACCUGUACGAAGCGGCCGAAGCGCAGAGAGCCGAGCUUGAGGGCCGCGAUCUGCCCACCGUUGGACAUCAGAAUAUCGGCACGGACAUGUUUGCCGGGGAGAGCAGCAGCAGCAGCAGCAUCAGUAAUAAUAGCAGCAGCAGCAACAGCAGUAGCAGCAGUAGUAGUUCUAGUGCAGCCGAGUCUCUAAUGCAACCACCUACCGAUCAGCGUAGAAACAAGACUGCGACUGAGGUGGCAAACGGCCAUGGCCGCGAGGGAGCCGAGUACUACCAGCUCUGGCGUAGCACCGGGGGCGUCUCGUCCACCUCGUCCACGGAUGGGGUUUACCACACCCUGUAUCCGAAUCCACCUCCGCUGCCACCUCGAGCGGUGCACAAGCCCUUGCAUCGGACGAACGUGCCGUUCAAGCUACUCAGACGUCAGGCCCAAAAGCUACCGGCGAUGCAGCGCCCGGAGGACUGCUUCAACUUCGAGAUCGUCGACGUCGACGAGGCGGCCAAUUUGGAGGCCCGCACGGCAGUGACAAAGAGCAUAGCGCUGCUGAGUUCGCCUCGUUCGCAUCACCGUCCGCUGUCGAGGCCGGAGACAUCGGCCUCGUCGAGUAAUUCGCAAUCGGAGUGUCCACCCACGCCGACACAUCGGCCGAAACCUCUGCGCCCGCUACCCAUGUGUCCUACUCUCGCUACGGCCGAAGAAUCUCUGCCCUCGUCCUGGGAAGCACGAAUCGACAGCCACGGCCGUGUUUUCUACAUCGACCACAUAAACCGCACAACUACGUGGCAACGUCCAGGCUCAACGUCGCGAAACGCUGGCUGCGACGUGCGCUUGCAGCACUUGGACCGGCGCUAUCAGAGCGUCCGUCGAACGAUAUCGCGUCCGGACAACAUUGACCGCGAACCAGCGAGCAGCUCGAGCUCGUCACUGCACUCUGGACAACAACAACAACAACAGUCGCAGCAGCAACAACAGCCCGAAGCGUACGACAUAACUCGGACGCCGGCGGUGCAGUUCCUCACGAGGCCGGACCUCUUCACCGUCCUUCACACAAACACCGAGGCCAUGGAGUGUUACAAUAGAAACACGAGCCUCAAGUACAUGAUCAGUAAAAUCAGGCGCGAGCCCAGAGUCUUUCCAAAGUACGAGCACAAUCGGGAUCUCGUGGCUCUCGUCAACUUCUUCGCCGACCAGAGCAAAGAUUUUCCAACCGGUUACGAAUCGAAGCUCGACAGGACCGGCAAGCGCUUCUUCAUAAACCACAUGCGAAAGUCGACGUCGUUCAUCGAUCCGCGAUUACCAACGGAGGCCGCCCAUCCGCGCACAUUACCGGACGAAGCGCCGAUACCUCCGCCCCGGCCCCAACAAUCGAUGACGACGAGCGCGCCCGACAUACCCGUGGCCUACAACGACAAGGUCGUCGCCUUUCUGCGCCAGCCCAACAUCAUGGACAUACUGAAGGAGAGGCACGCGGGCCUCGGUCAGAACGUCGCGCUACGCGAAAAGGUCAACGCGGUGCGCAUCGAGGGCACAGCCGCGCUCCAACGCUUAGGCCACGACGUACCGCUGGCUCUGCUCUUGAGCUUGUUCGAGCAAGAGAUCAUGUCGUUCACCGGUAACGUUGGCAGAUCUCCGCUCAACAGUCCGCACGCGUCGCCGGGUCUGGCGAGGGCGUCCGCCAGAGCACCGGCCCCCUACAGGCGGGACUUUGAGGCCAAGCUGCGCACGUUUUAUCGCAAGCUCGAGAGCAAGGGCUACGGUCAGGGCCCCGGCAAGUUGAAAUUGCACAUUCGGCGCGAACACCUUCUGGAAGACGCGUUUACCCACAUAAUGGCCGUGUCGAAGAAGGAUCUGCAAAAGGGCAAACUGGUCGUGAUAUUCGAUCGCGAGGAGGGCCUCGACUACGGGGGUCCGUCGCGCGAGUUCUUCUUUCAUCUGUCGCGGGAGCUCUUCAACCCGUACUACGGGCUAUUCGAGUACUCGGCCAACGACACGUACACCGUCCAAGUCUCGCCAAUGUCCGCCUUCGUCGACAAUUACCACGACUGGUUCAGGUUCUCGGGUCGCGUGUUGGGCCUCGCGCUCGUUCACCAGUACCUACUCGACGCCUUCUUCACGCGGCCGUUCUACAAGGCGCUGCUGCGUAUACCCGCCAGCUUGAGCGACCUCGAGAGCCUGGACCAGGAGUUUCACCAGAGCUUGAUGUGGAUCAAGGAGAAGGACAUAAGCAUCGAGCCCCUCGAGCUCACCUUUUCCGUCACGGAGGAGCUCUUGGGUAGAGUCGCUGAGCGUGAGUUGAAGCCCGGCGGACGGAACAUCUCGGUUACAGAGAAGAACAAGAAGGAGUACCUGGAGCGCAUACUACGCUGGAGGCUCGAGCGCGGCGUCGCCGAGCAAACCGAGUCCUUGGUCCGAGGUUUCUACGAGGUCGUGGAUCCUCGGCUGGUGUCGGUCUUCGACGCCCGCGAGCUCGAGCUCGUGAUCGCCGGGGCCGCGGAAAUAGACCUCAACGACUGGCGAGCUCACACAGAGUACCGCAGUGGCUAUCACGACGCACACCCGGUCAUCGAGUGGUUCUGGAGCAGCAUAAGUCGCUUCACGAACGAGCAGAGGCUGCGGCUGUUGCAGUUCGUCACUGGGACUUCGAGCAUACCGUACGAGGGCUUUGCGGCGCUGAGGGGCUCCACCGGGCCCAGGAAAUUCUGCAUCGAAAAGUGGGGCAGGCCAAACAGUUUACCCAGAGCGCACACGUGCUUCAAUAGAUUGGAUUUGCCGCCGUAUCCAACGCCGGAAGUUCUCUACGAAAAACUGCUUCUGGCGGUCGAGGAAACUAAUACGUUUGGAAUAGAGUAAGCGGAGUGUUUUUGGAAAAAUUCCUACGGCAAAACUGCAAUUUCUUUUAUCCGCAUACUUUAUAUGAAGUAUAUGAUGAGCUUUCAUUGUCUUUUCCGCUACUUACAGCUUUGAUUCAAUUGAUAAAAGGAACGCGAGUUGUUUGACACGGCAAAGGAAACGGAAAAUGUGGAGUAUGUUUGGGUGUAUUUUUAGAACGGAUAGUUUUAAAAAAAAGUAGUUAACCAAUCGGUGCCCAUUUUCGUAUCUUCGUUUCAUUACUGAAACACCAGAAAAAAAAAAAUAAAUAAAUAAAAAAAUAAAUAAAUAAAUAUGCCUUGACAGAAACUGAUGAACAAAAAAUCAAUAAUGUUUUGACUGAAUCACUGCCUUUGUCAGAUAAGGAAACUAACAACGAUAUAAAGAAUCGACACAAGUGUAGAAACAUUAAGCUUUUGUAAGCUCUCGAAGAUGGAUGAGGAGGGAGAAGUUGAAAGAUCGCUGUUGCUUGGAUUAUUAUAACUAUUGUAGGCUGUACUAAUUUUCGGUGAACCGUAUAAUGUAUUACAUAAUAUGUAAGACUUAUACAUUCAGUUUUCGAAAAGUAGCCAUCUGGGAUUUUUUUUAAAUCUUACUGCAUAUAAUUAUAUGUGUACAAGAAGAGCACACAUUUUCAAAAGUAUCAUAACAGCUGAAAACUACCGUUACUUACUUUUCGUUGAUGGCAUAUUAUAUGUAUGUUAUAGUGGAGUACGACAUAUAUAUUUUUUUACUAUUUGAACUUGUAAUGAUUUUUUUUUGUUUUUAUAAGUUAAAUAGUGAAAAAGUCUCAUAAGACUGAUUAACAUUGUUAUUAACUUAUUUACGAUUGAAAGGUAAUUUGUUAUCUCGUACGAUUAGUAUAUACUUUGAUUUUAGUUUAUUUAAUUUAAUUGGGAGAUAAAUUAUAAAUGUACAUACAUUUGUAAAGGUCGAGUAGACUAUUUCUUCAAAGUUAUAUAUAUACAUUUCAAGGUACAGGAUAAACGCAAAGAAAAAAAUAAAGAGAUAUUUUAAAAACUACCCUGUAUUAAAUGUGUGUAAAAUAGGAUGUCGUAAGAAUACCACGAUAUUGAUUAUUAACAAUCGUACAAAAAAAAUAAUAAAUUUAAUUACGCGAUUCAAUGCUAAAAACUCUUUAUUCGCGCGCCUCACAAGAUGAGCGCCUGUUAUCCACAUAAGUACAAUUGUGAUUAGAAAAAAAAAAAAAAAAAAAAAACCUUAUGUAUGUAUUCCAAAAGUUAAUGUUUGCUAUGUGUUAGAACGUCGCCUUUUUUUCUUGUUACGAAGAGAGAAAAAAGUAAAUAAACGAUGCCUUUUGUUACGUUA
Messenger RNA from Copidosoma floridanum, 5630 nucleotides. It is a transcript of the gene Hecw, whose product is annotated as Hecw ubiquitin protein ligase. Gene Ontology annotation, molecular function: protein binding; ubiquitin protein ligase activity. The record is from RefSeq and is a predicted model, not a curated record. Gene Ontology annotation, cellular component: cytoplasm. NCBI's taxonomy places the organism in Eukaryota, Metazoa, Arthropoda, Insecta, Hymenoptera, Encyrtidae. Gene Ontology annotation, biological process: ubiquitin-dependent protein catabolic process; regulation of dendrite morphogenesis; protein ubiquitination.